Mya arenaria is the source of this 2848-nucleotide messenger RNA. RefSeq names its product tRNA wybutosine-synthesizing protein 5-like. The coding region runs from base 317 to 1591 and encodes 424 amino acids. The record is from RefSeq and is a predicted model, not a curated record. Lineage: Eukaryota; Metazoa; Mollusca; Bivalvia; Myida; Myidae. The transcript is spliced from 11 exons. Gene Ontology annotation, molecular function: calcium ion binding; 2-oxoglutarate-dependent dioxygenase activity.
CACACAAAAUCAUAAGGAAAUAAAGUAAAACUAGGAAGCACAUCUCUUCAUUUCAAUGAAGGGAGCAAUCUGUCAAGACAUGGUUAUUGUUCAAAAUGUGAUGUAAAUACUUGAAGGGAAUGGAUUUCCAUUGCUUUUUGUUGCCAUCAAAGCAGGUAAACUUCAUGGACUGUCAACUGUUGACAGAUUAGCUUUAGUGAUAAAACGACAUGGAUAAUUCAACACAUGAAUUUAAUUUGUUUUAAAUGAACUGAUACAUGCAUAGUAAGACAAUCGAAUUUGUUCCUAAAAAAUAGUGCAUUAAAAUUGUCCAGGAAUGGAAAUCUUACAGUUAAUUUUUUUAUUAGUGGUUUUGGUUCAAAUCUUCGCUGAUGAUCCUGAAGAUCUUACAGCAUUACCUGGACAUCUAAAGCCAUUUGGUUCUGGGCGACCAGGCCUUCCGGUGGAGGAAUUUGAUAUGUUUCCAGAUCCAACAUAUUUCUUUGAAAAUUAUGUGAAGAAAUUGAAACCCUUAAAAAUGAAAGGGGCUGCAAAAUUUUCUGGUGCAUUUAAGAAGUGGACGGAUGAUUACUUUCUGUCUCUAAAGGAACCGUCUGAUUCAACUAUUUCUGUUGAAACUGUGAAGAAAGAAAACAGGAAACAGGGAGUGGAUAGCAUGUCAUUUCAAGACUUUGUUAGGUUAUACAACAACACAGAGCAUUACAUGGUGGACGCAGUGCCAGCGUUUAUCAGAGAUGAUAUCAUGAUUCCCUGUCCUCUUCAAUGUGAACAGCUGGCAGAGAACAACUUCGUUGACAAUGUCAUGUGGUUUAGCAGCGGAGGAACCAAAUCUGUGGUCCAUACAGACAGUGUGGACAACAUCAAUUGUCUCUACCGUGGUGAGAAAUCACUCGUCUUUGUUGACCCUGCGUUACAUGGCAAAAACGUGGAUUUGGACAGGCCAGAAGGGGCUUAUUCUGCAAUGGAUGUUGAUGCAGUGGACUACACCAAGUAUCCAGGUAUGGCGCAGGUGGAGUUCUACCAUGUGAAUGUCAGUGCUGGAGACUGUCUGUAUAUCCCUUACCUAUGGAUCCACCAGGUGAGGUCAUACGGCAGCAAUCUGGCAGUAAACAUCUGGUGGAAACACUACAUCGCAGAUGAACUCAACUACACGACAUGUAAUGACCCAUGUGAUCCAGACUUUACCCUCGACAUGGCCCAUUUCCUUGGGUUUGAGGGCUUGUCAGAAAGUCCUUAUGAAACAAGGGACCACUUUCUUAGUGUCAUCACAGAAGACACAGACUUUGAUACUUUUCGUAAGAGUUUUCUAGGGGACGAGGAAUUGUUACUUCAGAAUGAACAGUUGGGAAAGGAUCUGCACGAGGUGUUCAGUCUGCUGGAUUUGAACAAGGAUGGAACAUUAAGCAACCAGGAAGCCUUGGAUAGUCCUAUUGAGGUGUACUCAGAGAUUGCAGAGCUGCUUGGAGUGAUGGAAGAAGACAUGAACGCCAUCAUGGAAGCACAGGGAAUAGACAUAGAUGAUAACGAAGAGAUUGAAUCUCGCGGAGAAAAUGAUGAUUCAGAUGAGAUGGAUCUUCAUGAUGAAUUAUAGCUGUUACUGGUGUAGCAUCAGAUAGGCAUUGUAUGCCCAGGCCUGAACUUCUAUAUACUUUCCUGAAAUAUGUUAUUCUCGGCUGAAAUAUGCAAGACAAGAGACAUAUCUAUUGGUCUACAUCCCUUGCUGUCAGCAUUAAUCACUGUUUAACAGUACAUGAACAAAAAGCCUUAUCCAGUUGUGCUUUGAUAUCGCACUUGUUAAUGUCUAUGUUGUGCAUGUUGAUGUAAUAUCUUAGAUAUUGCAGAAAAACUUGUAUGUCAUAAUUCAUGUAUUUCUUCUCUAACUGAUCAAACAUUUAUGAUUGUUAUCAUUGUUGCAAUAUUAUUGUUAUGAAUCAUUUUUACAAUGUUUUCAAAGUUCUGAGUACUGAGAUUAUAACUCUGCGAGCAUGUCAUGAAAAUCAAAGAAAUCAAUUUGUUCUGUUAUUGAAUAAUUGUACCAUUGUCUAAUAUGUAUAUGCUCUAAAACCAAGGUUUUUUGUAAUAACAAAUAUAAUUUUAAAUGUAUGCUUACAAAAUUUAUGUAUUCACAUUUGGAGAAAUAUGAUCCGAUAUCGCAUUAUAAUAAUCAGACAAAAGUGUAAUACAAAUAGCAUAUUUCUUUCCUUAAUCCAGCAUACAGCUUAAUGCAGAAAUACUCUUAAUUUCUUAAAUGAUGUAUAUAUAUCUUAAUUGCAUGCAGAAACAACUAUUGUACUUAAAUUCAACUUUGAACAAUGGAAAAUAAGUCAAAGCUGUACACAGACUUUCGCAAUUAUAUAAUUUGCAAUUUAAAAAAAUCUAAUAGGCUAUUGUAUUGCUUGUGAUCCAUAAUUCUUUUAUGUUCAUAUGUAUGGUAUGUGUCUUUAUCAUUUUUAUGUUUGUAUCAUUGGUUUUGCUGCUGAACGUGCCAUCAUUAAACAGUGUAUAUAUAUUUACCUUAACAUCGCUUCCUCUCUAUGAUUAUUUAUCUACUGCUGAAAGCGAAAUGACGCAUCAAUUAGAUAUAACUAAAAAAUAAAAACAGUGUGUUUUUGUAAUAUUAAUAUAUUAUUUAUAAUUUGAAAUUUAAUUUCUAUUACAGUAUUUUUAAUCAUUGAAAUAAAUGAUGCAAUGUAUGUCAAUAAAACCUUUUUUUAUUGUUUUGCAUACACACAACGAAUGCUUACAUCAUAUACCAUACAUGCUUCUUGUUAUGUUAUUCAUAUAUACUGAAAUACUACUACCUAGAUGUGCUCAUACGUAUUAUUUUUAUAUUAAACAGAAAAAUGUU